AUGGACAGUGGAUCUACGAUUCAACGAUCAGAUCUCCGCGUUACGACAACAAUUGUAAAGAGAUAUAAAAAGGUUGGAAUUGCAUUGGCAGUAACAAAGCUAAUGCACUUGAUAUUGUCAAGUGGCGUUGGAAGCCCAAUCACUGUGAUCUUCCACAAUUUGAGCCUCUUCGGUUCCUCGAGAAAUACAGAGACAUCAGUAUUGAUCUGUAACAGUGCAGGGUUUGUGGGUGACUCCUUAAAUAGGAACAUGUUUGUUGCACUUUUCUGCAAUUUGAAACAAGUGCCGGGUGAGGUGAGAAAGUGGCGUCCUGCUGGAGCUGAUCGAGGAUUUACCUUUCUCCAGUACAACCUUACUAUUGCUUAUCAUCGCACAAAUCUUUUGGCGUGUUAUGGUAGAUGGUCAGCCAAUCCAAACGGUGGUGUCCUAGAAUCUCUCGGAUACAAGGAGGGUUACAGAGUUGAUGUUGAUACACCAGAAGGAACUUGGGUAGAGGCUGCCAGUUUCCACGAUAUUCUCAUCUUUAACACAGGACACUGGUGGUGGGCUCCUUCAAAGUUUGACCCUGUAAAAUCACCCAUGCUUUUCUUCGAAAAGGGUAGCCCAGUGGUGCCUACAAUACCGCCUGAUGCUGGCCUUGAUAUGGUUUUAAAGCACAUGGUAUCAUUUUUGGAGGGCAAAACCCGAUCAAAUACUGUCGUAUUCUUUCGUAUUCAAUGCCCCAGACAUUUUGAAGGAGGUGACUGGGACCAAGGUGGUUCUUGUCUGCGUUUACAACCUUUUUCGCCUCAAAAGGUGAGUCUCCUUCUAUGAUUGAGGCUUUCAACAAGCAGUGUAGUUUUUCAAUCAGAGUGGAAAUCACAUUGUAUAAGAUAGCUGAUCCCAAUGUGCUGGCUGGUUUGUUUACAUGACUCUGCAACUUGUAAGGGAAAGUUCUGGUUUCAUGCUUUGGUAUUUCUCAGGUUGAGGAACUUUUCUCUUUGACAAACCUGUACAAGGCCCUUCAAGGUUCUGGUUUCCAUAUGUUGGACAUAUCCCACAUGAGUGAGUUUAGAGCUGAUGCGCAUCCAUCUACAGCUGGUGGAAAGAAACACGAUGAUUGCAUGCAUUGGUGCCUACCGGGAAUUACAGAUACUUGGAAUGACUUACUCAUAGCAAAUCUAGACAACAUCAAGGUUGGGAAUUGAAAUGU
Molecule: messenger RNA, 1192 nt
Organism: Ilex paraguariensis (yerba mate)
Lineage: Eukaryota; Viridiplantae; Streptophyta; Magnoliopsida; Aquifoliales; Aquifoliaceae
Source: the annotation of a GenBank genome assembly